Cyanidioschyzon merolae strain 10D is the source of this 3210-nucleotide messenger RNA. Its product is annotated as probable DNA mismatch repair protein MutS. NCBI's taxonomy places the organism in Eukaryota, Rhodophyta, Bangiophyceae, Cyanidiales, Cyanidiaceae. Gene Ontology annotation, molecular function: ATP binding; ATP-dependent DNA damage sensor activity; mismatched DNA binding. Gene Ontology annotation, cellular component: nucleus. The transcript has a single exon. The record is from RefSeq and is a predicted model, not a curated record. Gene Ontology annotation, biological process: mismatch repair. Bases 1 to 3210 code for a protein of 1069 amino acids.
AUGCUAACACGAAGCUUGCUUGCGGUCACGGCUAGCGUCAAAUAUAGAGCACCUUUUGCCAGCAGGUGUCCGUUGGGCAGCAGCCCGUGUCACUGCGUUCUCCGUCCAAGAAUACUCCGAUUUUUUGCUCUAGAUCGCAAUCAGGAUGGUUCGCAACUAAGAAGUUCAACGCCCUUACUGCGGCACUGGGAGAGGAUCAGGCGUAGAUAUCCCCAACACAUUCUUUUAUACCAAGUUGGCGACUUCUUUGAGUGUUUUAAGGAAGAUGCUGUUACGCUCUCCGAGACGCUCGGCAUAACGCUUACCCGCCGUGGCGUCGGCAAAGACGCGACUCCCAUGGCGGGCAUUCCUGUUCGCUCUUUGGACGCUCACUUGCAUCGCCUUGUACAAGCGGGACAUCGAGUAGCCUUAUGCGAGCAAGUUGAGCCAGCCUCGUCAGGGAGUCGCCGCCUCAUAGAUCGGCGUGUAACACGCCUUGUAACACCGGGAACUCUGGUGGAGUCUAUCCAGCAAGCCAAUGAGAAUAAUUACCUUGUAGCGGUUUCCUUGCCGGCGAACUCAGCUUUGGACGGGAAUGAAGCGAACAACGCCACGUGUCGCAUAGCUCUGGAUCGUACAAGCGCAUCAAAUCAAUUGGACACGACAUAUCUAAGCGAAGUGCAUGAUGCAUGCGUCUAUUAUGGCGUUGCCUGGGUAGAUUUGAGCACCGGACAGGAGGUUCAGUGCAGCCUCGAGAGCUUCGAGACGAUUGGCGAAUGCCUCAGUAGGCUCCAGCCGCGAGAGAUUCUCGUGCGGGGAACUCUUCCUGAUGAUGCAGAGGCUUGUUUCGCAUACACCCUGCUGCGCAGAGUAGUUUCAGAUAAGUGCCUCAUGACCUGCCAUGAUGAGCGCUUCCGAUACCAGCUCCCAGACCAGACUGGAAAUGGAACCUUGACCCCCCAGGAACGACGCGCUGUCGAAACCUUGUUUUCCUACAUCGAGCAAACACGCAAUCCAAUGGAGGACAAUGCUGAGGGCGUCGCAUCCUCUGCUGAGAGACUGUUAUGCCUGCGACCGUUGCCAUUAGAACUCUGGCCAAUCGUACGGCGCUUUGACGCCGGAGGUUUCAUGCGCAUCGAUGCUUCUACACGGCGAGCUCUAGAGCUGCACAGAUCCCUGCGAGACCCGUACUCGCGCAGAGGCUCACUAUUGGCUGCUAUCGACGCUACCGUGACGGCGCCAGGUGCUCGUCUGCUUUCGCUGCGACUUGCGUGCCCUUUGGUGGAUUCGGCCGCCAUCGAGCGCCGGCUUGACGCGGUGGAGUUUUUCGUGAAGCACCGUGCAAUAGCGCGCGAAACGCGAAGGAGCCUCCAGCACGUGCUCGAUAUUGAACGAAUCGUUCAGCGAAUCUUUCUCACAACUGGGCAAGCGGUUCGAGAGGGCCGCUUCACGGACUUUGAAAGAGUAGAAAAUACGAACGAGCAUUUGUUGAGCUCGCCCGCAAUUGCCCGUAUACAAAAUUUGAUUCGGGACCUUGUUGCCCUAGGUGAAAGCCUGGGGCAUGCCCAGCGUCUACGUGAUCAUAUCUGGAAACGCUUUGCUUCAAAGGAGAGCCAUCAUGACCCGUGUUUCGAGGCCGUCCAGCGACAAAUGGAUCGCAUUCGCUGUGACAACAUUUAUAAUGUUUUAUCAACCGCCCUGGAGGGUGUCUUGGGUCCAGGCACGACAGUCGUUGGCGUUUCACCUCCAGAUUCGGAAGCACGGGUGCGUUCCGGAGACAUCACGUGGCCUCCGGACUCGAACGCGGAUGGUCAGGAAGCACGAACAUCAGACGGUACCCGAGCUGCGGCUACUGGCCCAGCAAGCACUCAAGCAGGGGCGAUACGUCCAGGAUACUCUGCGGAGCUUGAUGCAGCAGUGGUAGAGUACGAGCGCAGCUUGCAAGCAGUGGGUGCACUCGAACAGGUGUAUCGUGAGGUGCUAGGUCUGAAAACUCUCAAAGUUAGAAGCAAUAAUCUGUUAGGAUGGCACCUGGAACUAACCCGAAGAGAGGCCAGCCGCCAUCAGCUGUUCCAAAAGGCCCAAACUCACGGCAAGUGGGAGCCACUCGGGCUCCCCGUAUCCGCUGCUAAUCCAUCGCCCUCUGAUAUUGAUCAUCACAACGUGCCUUCCUUGAUGAUGCGGAACAAACUUACUGAUGAUGCUGUUAGACGAAUCAAUGAGACCCAACACACUGUUCGAUUUCGAAGUAGAUUAUUGGAACACUAUGUGGCCAAUCGUCUUCAAGCUGAGGCGCGCUUCCUCCGUAUUCAGCAGAACAUCCUACUCGAACUGACUCAUCGGUGUGCAGGCGACCCACAUGCACGUGAGCAAAUACGUGAAACUGUCGCAGCGUUGAGCGAGCUCGAUGUCGCAGCAGCGCUUGCUCAGGUCGCUCAUGAACACAACUAUUGCAGGCCAGUUCUGCAUCGACCUGCUUCGGAGAAACCUCGCUACAUGAUUCGCAUCGAGAAUGGCCGACACCCAACGGUUGAAAGAGCAGUGCGGAAUUUCGUUCCGAAUUCUUGCUAUUUGGAGAUCGCUGAGGAUAGCAAGAUCGCGUCUCCUUCUCUGCUCGUGCUGACCGCAGCGAAUGCUUCAGGAAAAUCCACAUUUUUACGACAGAUUGCUCUUAUAACGAUUCUGGCACAGACCGGGAGUUUCGUGCCGGCUGAUCAUUGCGAAUUACAUCCUGCAGAUAGAGUUUUCGCCCGCGUCGGUGCCGCAUCAGGUGAUGAUCUUCUCUCUGCGCGUAGCACGUUCUUCCUCGAGAUGGAGGAGACGGCGGCAGUACUGCAAAAAGCUACGCGACAAUCCCUAGUCGUUCUGGACGAAGUCGGUCGAGGAACGUCCGGCGAGGACGGGCUCGCAAUUUGUGAGGCCGUUGCAACGGCUCUUGCCCCCCGGUGCCGCACCAUACUCGCCACCCAUUAUCUCGAAAUACCGCGUAGAAUUCUGGAGAGAACGCACCCUGCUGCAAAACACACCAGGUGCUUCACCGCGAAAGUCGAGCACGAUGCCACGAAACGGGCGCUCAAGUUCUCCUAUCGACUCAGCGAAGGAGCAGCAAGCUCCAGCUUUGGUAUCGAGGUUGCACGGCUCGCCGGGGUCCCGGAGCCCGUCUUGCGUCACGCAGAAAGCAUCGUCCAGUCGAGGAACGCUCAAAAGCUAGGAACUCGUUCCGGCAGCUGA